AAUUUUUCAGAAAAUAGCGACGUUACUCGUGUGCGAUCAUUCGCAAAUAUGAAUGAAGACUCGAACACUGGAUUUUCAGAAGGCGGUUUCGAUAGUGAUUCGAAUCAUACGUUCGAUCCAGUCAACUAUCAUUCCACGAAUGGAUCAUCCACUGAUUUUAGUGCUUUGAGAAGGCAAGAAAUGACGCCUGACUCAUCGAAGUGA
This is a messenger RNA of Anisakis simplex (herring worm), 204 nucleotides long. The record is from the annotation of a GenBank genome assembly. Lineage: Eukaryota; Metazoa; Nematoda; Chromadorea; Rhabditida; Anisakidae.